Molecule: messenger RNA, 2146 nt
Organism: Daldinia decipiens
Lineage: Eukaryota; Fungi; Ascomycota; Sordariomycetes; Xylariales; Hypoxylaceae
Exons: 3
Coding region: 205-2115 (636 amino acids)
Molecular function (GO): protein binding
Source: RefSeq, a predicted model, not a curated record
UAUACCUCACACGAGGCAAUGUCUGAUAACAUUAUCCAUCAUUGACAGCUACUUCAUAUUUUGCCUCGGCCUGUUUUUCUCAGUCUCGCUCGCCGAACUACAAUGUCCUCCAAGAUCACAGAGGCUCAAUAGGCUGCUACAAAGCCAGAUAUCAAGUACCUCUAUCUUACCCUCAAUAAAUCAUUAAAGGAUGUAAGGACGGAGAUGAUCCAGAGGAACUUCGAAGCUACCGAAAGCCAGUAUCGCACCCAGUUCAAGAAAUGGGGUCCGAAAUGGAUCAAGAACAGCAAGGUCGAAGAUACGGAGAUGCUUUCAAUUUUGAUACAUCAGAGAAAGAGUAAUGGAAAAGAAAGCAAUGUCUUCGAAUGGGGCAAACUGCUAGAUAAGGGGGAAGUAAAGAAGAGAGUCGCGAAAAGUACUCCAAACACUCUCCGACGAUUAGAACUUAUUGGAAACCAUCAAAAACUUCCAGCACAAUUCGUUGUCCGGACGCCAAUGGAGGACUGCACUUUCUCAUUCACUCAUGAUCUUCCAUUUUUCCAAUUCGAAAGGUCUAUCUGCGAUAGAAUGUCGACUUCUGAUCUUGCUCCCAACGUAAUGGCCAAUGCCCAACUUCUCACAGACCAACAAAAAACCCCCGCAAACGCCCUGAUUUUACGACAGAAGAGCAUCGAGGAUAUCUCCCAAUACUAUAGUUCCAGGGGCGAGAUAUUUUUCACCACAAACACCACAGCUCUGAAUACCUUGAAUUGUAUCAUCCCUUGUACAAUUCACCAGACAACUAUCCUUGGUCCACCAUUAUACCGCCAAAUCCUACACUCCGCCGGGAACAACUUCUCCGGGCUUAGCUCCUUUCCCGUUGAACAAAUCUUGCAGAUCCUUAGGGAAACCACUAGUACGGAUCUCUACUCACUGAUUCUUUCUCCGUCAAGACAUUCCAGCCGCUAUUCUGCUCGUUCUAUCGCACAGAGUCUUCUUAAAGGGGCUAUCGAAACAGGAGAUUCGGCAACUGCAACAGCCAUACUUUCGAACAAGUCUUUGGCAAUUAAUGUCAAUCAACAGAUUUGCUUCUUCGAGACAGAUAAAUACACACUCAUUGAAAGAGCCUCAAUGUUAAAUCAUAAAAACGUUAUUAAGGCUCUACUAGACAAUGGUGCAGAUGUAAACAAGACAUACCAUUGCCUUCAGUGCGAUGUUUAUCCCCAACAGUUUCGGUGCAAUUCGCAUGGUGCAUUAGAAUGUGUGCUUAGGAGGGACUACGAAUUCGGAGUUGAUGUUGAGGUUAUCCAGAUGCUACUCAGAGCGGGAAGUUUCGUCGAUUUGGCGACGGUUGGCGAACUCCUCAGACUGAGGCAAGAUGAUAUUGCCUGUCAAAUCGUCUCCAAGAAUCUACUAUUAAUAGGAAAUGGACUAGUUCGUCAACUAAGGCAUGCUAUCGGGUGUAUCGAUGAUGAUAUCCAAGUGCGUCUUUUGCACAUUUUACAUCGCAAUGGCAUAGAUCUCACGCACAAGGAUAUAUUCAUGACAGUCAUCCAGGCAAGAAUCCAGGCAAGAUCCUUCGAGACGCGUUGGGAAUUAGCUGAGACAUUAUUAGACUACGGUGCGAUUCCGGACAAGACCAUUCUGCGUUGUCUUAUCCGGGGGGAUAUAUAUUCAUACGAAUUUACCGAAGAUAUAUCUGGAGCCUCCCCCACAGAAUGCAUACAGACUCUCAAAACUCCAGGAAAGAUGGCGGUUCAGAAUAAGCUGCGUUCAAAUAGUGAUGUCUUGGCAUACCAAGAGUCACCACGACACCUCGAUGAGAUGUGUACCCGAUGGAUAGCGGCAGUCGAUAAGAUUGACACAGGGCUUAUCAUAGAGCUGAUCAAGGAAUUGAAAAAACUGAAUAUUCCAUUCACGACCUUCAAAUUUCUCUAUCACGCUCUCAUGGAAGUAUCAAGGAUUGGAGAUUACGAGGCCGCAAGAAUGGUACUUGGUCACAUAACGCAGCUUGGCCUACCAAUAGGUGACCAGGUCUUUCAGGAUGCGCUCUCUGAGGCUAUUCGAGGAGGUAAUGAAAGUCUUGUGCAAUUAAUUCUUGGGUUUGACUACGACCCAUUUUCUGCGGUAUUAUAAGAUUAUCAUAGGGUAGCAGCUACUCACUAUA